AUGAAAGGUACUAUUUUAAGUAGAAAAGAAAAACGGAAACUGAAAAGGGCGCAAAAAAAAUGGAAUAAACUACUUUUUUCAAAUAAAAAAAACAAAUUCAAAAGAAAUGAUAAUACAAAUGUAAGUAACAAUGAAAAAGAAAACCAAAUUAGAAAUACAAAAAAUGAUUUGAUUGGAAAAUUUUCAAUCAAAGGUAAUAAGAAAAAGAGAAACUCCAACUCUAAUGAUUUAAGUGAUACAUUCCAAAAAAAGAAAGCCAAAAAAAUGAAUAGGAGUAUACGUGAUUUAGACGAAGAUCAAAAAAAGGACGAGUAUUUAUUAUCGUACUUAUCUAAAAAGUUAAAAAUAAAUAAUAACAAGCACAAUGAGGAAAAACUUUUUAAUGAAUUAACAAAAGAUGGAUUCGAUUCAAGUUUGUUAAAGUUGACUGAUAUUAUCUUUGAUGAAUUUCAGAAAAAACGCCCCAAUAAGAAGGGGAAUAAAAAAUUGAAAAAUAAUGAGGAUGAAGAUGAAGAGGAAGAUGAAGAAGAAGAUGAGGAAGAAGAUGAAGAUGCUGAUGAUGAGGAAGAAGUAGACGAUGAAGAUGAGGAAGAUGAAGAAGUAGAUGAUGAAGAUGACGAGGAAGAUGAGGAAGAAGAUGAAGAUGGUGAAGAUGACGAGGAAGAUGAAGAAGAUGAGGAAGAAGCUGAUGAAGAGGAAGAUGAAGAAGAAGAUGAUGAUGAGGAAGAAGUAGACGAUGAAGAUGAGGAAGAUGAAGAAGUAGAUGAUGAAGAUGACGAGGAAGAUGAAGAAGAAGAUAAUGAUGGUGAAGAGGUAGAGGUAGAUGAGGAAGAAGACGAAGAAGACGAAGAAGAGGAAGAAGAAGAAGAAGAAGAGGAGGAAGAAAUAGAUGAUGAGGAGGAAGAAAUAGAUGAUGAAGAGGAAGAAAUGCAAGCGAAAGGAAUUGCGAAGAAGGAAAAUAAUACAAGGAAAAGAAAAGAAAACUACAAAGAAGACGAAAAAAAAAUCGAGAAGUUUCUUAUGUCAUCAUUAAAUAAAACAUCGGAAUUUAAUAUAAAAUGUAUUAUAGAAGAUAUCUGUAAAUAUUUUCACAACAUAAAAAAUCCAAAUUUAAAAAUAACUUUUGUUAAUUCCACUGUUAAAAUAAUAUCAAGUAAUUUCACAAAUGCAAAUAUUACAGACACACAUAUAUACUUAUUUGUAGUUAUGGUGUGUAUAUUAAAUAAUUUGACGUAUCGAAAAUUAUUGAAAGACUUUUUAAAAGAAUUAGUUAUAAUUUUUAAAAGAUAUUUCAAGAACAACAUUAAUUUGAUGAAACGUGUAGAAAAAGAGAAUGAAAUAGCAAAUAUUAAUCUAAUAAAUAAUGAAGAAAGUGAUAAAAAUAAUACAAUGAUUAAAAUUAGCACAAACACAGAACAAGAGGAGACAACAGAUGCAUGUGAUAACAGUAAUAAUAAUGAGGCUCCUAACAAAUUCGAUAAACAAGCAUUGGAAGAUAAGCCAAUUGGUCAAUCGGAAUAUGAUAAAUAUCAGGACAUUAAAAUAAUUUUGAGAAACUUACUAAAGUGCUUUAGUUUAUUUUAUGCUUUAAAUUAUGUAGAUUUUGAUUUCAUAACAGAUAUAAUUAACAUCUUAUGUGAAUAUAUAAGUAUUAAUAGUGUAGAUAAUAUAAUUAUAAUUUUAAAAAUAUGUGGAAUGAAAUUAAAAAAUGAUGAUAUUUCUCAUUUAAAUUAUAUUACAGAUCAUUUAAAAAAAGAAGUUGAUAAUUAUAUUUUAAAAAAUAAUAUAUAUUUAGAAAAAAGUAAACUGCGAUUUUUGAUUAAGGAUAUAGAAGACUUAAAAAAUGGAAAAAUGAAAUUUUAUUUUUUAAAUAAAUUUGAAUUCCUUUCUAAUAUAUUAAAUGAAUUUGAAAAAAAAUAUGAGUUUAAAAAGGAUAUUCUAUCAUUUUCUUUUCAAAAUAUAUUCAAAAAUGACGAUAAAACACCGAAAAAGACAAACAAAUUAAACAAGGCUAUAGAGGGAGAAAACGAAAAUGAUGAUACCAAUUCAAAUGAUGAAAAAAAAAACAUGAAAGAAAACAAUUUUAAUAAAUUGAAUUACUUAGUUGGAGGGGAAGAACCACACUCCAAUGAACCUCAUUACAAUAAAAUGCUAAAAAAAUAUAAAAUACAAGGAAUAUUAUCGAAAAAAAUAUUUUUAAUUGUUAAGAAUAGUUUAGAUAUAGAAGAAUGCGUUCAUAAUUUAUCCGUAAUAUUAAAAAAUGAAAAAAAUAUACCUCAUGUUAUUCAGACAAUUAUACAAAUAAUUUUAUAUGAUAAAAAAUAUAAAGUUGCUUAUUGCAGAAUAUUAAGUAAUAUAUCAAAAAUUAAAAAUAGAGUAUUCCUAUUCAGUUUAAAAACGGUUGUUAUUAAUUUUAUUAAAAAUAUUAAUAAUUAUGAUUUAAAAAAAAUACUUUUUUUAAGUAAGUUAUAUAUCUUUUUGUUAAAAGAAAACUUGAUUGAUUUCAAAAUUUUUAAAUUCAUUGAUAUAGAUAAAAAUGAAGAUCAAACAGAACAAAAAAAUAAUUCAUCUACCUUUAAUUUGCAUUUUUUUUUUAAAACUAUUUUUAUACUAAUGUCGAUUGACGAAAAGUCUACUGACCCAUCCAAAAAUGCCCAAUUAUGGGAAAAUCUAUCCCAGGUUUUACACAACGGCCAAAUUAGUAGUUCCUACUUUUAUUCGUUUAAGAAAAUUAUUAAGAAAUACAUAUUUGAUGAAGAAAAAAAUAUAAAAUGUGUAUAUCCACAUUUUAAUAUGAAAUAUAUACAAUGCUUUCAUAAAUUUUUAGAAAAAAAAACAAAAAAGAAUUUGUAG
Molecule: messenger RNA, 2853 nt
Organism: Plasmodium vinckei vinckei
Lineage: Eukaryota; Apicomplexa; Aconoidasida; Haemosporida; Plasmodiidae
Product: conserved Plasmodium protein, unknown function
Exons: 2
Coding region: 1-2853 (950 amino acids)
Biological process (GO): ribosomal small subunit biogenesis
Cellular component (GO): nucleolus
Molecular function (GO): RNA binding
Source: RefSeq, a predicted model, not a curated record